This is a messenger RNA of Chiroxiphia lanceolata (lance-tailed manakin), 2024 nucleotides long. RefSeq names its product lipoxygenase homology domain-containing protein 1-like. Gene Ontology annotation, molecular function: protein binding. Lineage: Eukaryota; Metazoa; Chordata; Aves; Passeriformes; Pipridae. Bases 1 to 1905 code for a protein of 634 amino acids. The record is from RefSeq and is a predicted model, not a curated record. The transcript is spliced from 12 exons.
AUGGGUUGUGGAGAUGGGAACGGAGCUAAGGAAUUAGAUUUUGGGCUAUCUCAAACCAUGACAGACGGAGAGGUUUUGACUGUUGGUGAUAUUGGAGAUAUAACAAAACUUUCCUUUAUAUUGUCCGGCCCAUCCCUGAGAAGAGGAAUUAAACUUCACAAGCUUCAGCUAAAAGACCUGGAUACUAAACAAGAGUUGGGCUUCCAUACUGAAGCCCCAUAUCUGUUUGGAGAAGAUGGAUCUGAGACUGUGACUGAGCUAGCAGCAGUCAGGCCAGACAAGCCACCACUCAGGGAAGUCCUUUACUCGAUCAGUGUUCAUACGGGAACAUUGCCUGCAUCAGGGACUGAUGCAAAUGUAUUUAUUACAGUAUUUGGAGAGCAGGGAGAUUCCUGUAAAAGGCGACUAAGGCACUCGAAUUUUGAGAGAGGACAGGUUUGUAUUUCUGAAAUUAGAGUAGUAGACCUUGGACAGUUAAGCAAAGUCCUUGUUGAGCACCAUAACGUGGGUUAUGGAGCUGGAUGGUACCUGGACCAAAUUGUCAUCCAUGAAUCAGGCAAGACUGAGGACCAAUAUGUAUUUCUUUGCCAACAAUGGUUAGACAGUGGAGUUGGUGAUGCACAGAUGAAACGAACAUUGAAACUUCUUGGAAAAGUCGGGAAUGGAAUGUUGACAGGAAAGAUUUAUGGGACUUGGGAUGUCCUUGUUACAACUAGCAAUAUUUCUUCUAAUUGCAUGAACCCUAAAAUGUCUCUAACUGUAUGUGGUGAAAAAGGAAACUGUACUUCAGUGAUGUUCCCCAAAGGAUCCCUUAAAAAAGAACAGAUUUAUGAGACUUCUAUUGAACUAAGUAAGAAAUUUAAUACUAUAUUCAAAGUUCGCUUAGAAAUUGAAGAAGCUGGAGAAGGAGAAACUUGGCAUUGCCGUGAGGUAAAGCUUCAACAUAGAGAAAGUAAAAAUGUUCUAGAAUUUCCAUUUUGUCACAACUUUGCUGAUGAAGAAGGAGGAAGAGUGACUGAGCUUCCAGUUCUCACAGCAGGAUCUCCUUUUCCAGCAGUGAAAAGCUACGUUCUCUACGUCACCACGGGUGCUACCCCUGGGUCAGGAACAGAUGCAGAUGUAUAUGUCAUGCUGCAAGGCCCAUUGGGAGAUACUGGCAGAAGAAAGCUAAUCAGAAAAGGAGAUGACAAUUUCACUAAAGGAAAGGUGGAUGUUUUUCAAGUGGAAGCAGUAGAUGUUGGGAUUCUGCAAAGGAUGGUGGUUGAAAAAGGGAAAGGUUCUGACUGGCUUCUGGAGAAGAUUAUUGUGAAAGAAUCAGCAUCUUCAGGGACCGAAACAUUGUUUAUGGCUCGUACAUGGCUUAAAGACAGACAUGAUGGAAAAAGAAUUGCCUCAGUAGCUCUGAAUGCCACAGAAAUUCAGGAAAGGAAGAGCACUUCUGCCUGGCCUUUAGGAAAAGAACAAAUGAAUUCAGAAGGCAGAUGGAGGAUUUAUUUAACAAAACAUCAAGAAGAAACAAAAUCAGAAUUUGAAAAGUUGUCAGAAAAUAUAUCCAAAAUGGUUAUGGUUUUUUACGGAAGCAAAGGCAAGUCAAAUCCAGUUUCCAUGGAAAACAGAGUGGACCAUCAGAAUAAGAACCAAAUAACAUAUGAUAUACAUUUACCAUCUGAUUUGGGAAUGCUUUAUAAAGUGAGACUUGGUCUCCAGAGUUUGGAAAACAGCAUAUCCCAGUUGUCUCUUCAUCACUUUAAAAUACAGAACACAUCGACCCUGGAUACCUUUAGUCUCACCAUAAAUAAAACACUUUCUCUUUCUCUUAAUGGAGACAGAUGGAUUGAAUUCCCCAUACAGUGGCCAUUAAAAGAAGCACUUUCUGGUAGGUAUAAAUCUACUUCAAAGCAGUAGUCUGGUCCAGGAGGUUAACACAUCCUAGUAUUACAAUAGAAACCUUUAUCAAAACAGAAAUUUUUAUUGGUUUUAUUUAAUGAUUCAUAAAGGCUGGAUAAGAAUUUAAAAUGUAUGAA